Messenger RNA from Arabidopsis arenosa, 2512 nucleotides. The record is from the annotation of a GenBank genome assembly. NCBI's taxonomy places the organism in Eukaryota, Viridiplantae, Streptophyta, Magnoliopsida, Brassicales, Brassicaceae.
GUGCAGAUAAGAGUGAUCUCUCUGAAUAGAGAUACUUCAUAGUCUGCGAAAGCUUGAACGGGAAAGAGAAGAAUCUGAAUCGGAGAGUGAGUCUGAGAAGCAAUCUAGGUUUACGAUUACCAAUUCUGUCUGAUCCGAUUAAUUGUGGUGAUUUCCGAUGGAAGAAGACGGUGGCGGCGGUGCGAAAGUCGGAGUGCUGGAGAAUUUUAUGAGGACGCAGCAGAGUUCUUUGAAAUCGUUAUUCCAGAGGAAGAAAUCGUCAUCUGGCCGUGAUGGAGAUGCUUCUCCGUCGCCUAUCGCUUCCCCGAAACCUAUUCCUCAGCUCUCUCUUCUCGCCAAUUCCGUCGUCUCACGCUGUUCAAAGAUCCUUAACAUUCCAACAGAAGAUCUGCAACAUCAUUUUGAUGUAGAGUUGCCUGAGAGUGUUAAGCAACUCUUGACAUAUGCAAGGAACUUUUUAGAGUUCUGCUCUUUUCAGGCACUUCAUCAAGUGAUGAAAAAACCUGAUUACUUAAGUGAUCAAGAGUUCCGUCAGCUAUUGUUUGACAUGAUGCUUGCUUGGGAGACUCCCAGUGUCACAAGUGAGCAGGAAAACAAAGAUGCAGCAUCUCCCUCCAAGCAGGACUCAGAGGAUGAGGAUGGGUGGUCGCUAUUCUAUUCAAGUCCCACAAAUAUGGCAAUGCAGGUUGAUGAAAAAAGGUCUGUAGGACCGGAGGCUUUUGCAAGAAUUGCUCCGGUUUGUCCUGCCAUUGCAGAUGCAAUAACUGUACAUAAUCUUUUUGAUGCACUGACUAGCUCGUCAGGCCACAGGCUUCAUUUUAUCGUAUAUGACAAAUACAUCCGCACACUUGACAAAAUUUUCAAGGCUGCAAAAAGCACUCUAGGACCUUCAGCUGCCAAUCUUCAGCUUGCCAAGGGAGAAAUAGUGCUUGAUAUGGAUGGUGCAAACCCUGUUUUACCGGUUCUUAAACACGUGGGCAUCUCAGCAUGGCCUGGUAAACUGACACUUACCAACUAUGCUCUAUAUUUUGAUUCAAUGGGUGGUGGUGAAAAGGCCAUGCGAUAUGAUCUCACUGAAGACACAAAACAGGUCAUCAAACCUGAGUUAACAGGGCCAUUGGGUGCUCGUAUAUUUGAUAAAGCCAUCAUGUAUAAAUCAAUUAUAGUACCAGAGCCAGUAUAUUUUGAAUUCACAGAGUUUAAAGGCAAUGCUCGUCGAGACUACUGGUUGGGAAUAUGUUUGGAGAUCCUUCGCGUACAAUGGUUCAUACGAAGAUACAAUUUUAAAGGGGUUCAACGAUCAGAAAUACUUGCAAGAGCAAUCCUUGGCAUAUUCCGGUACCGUGCAAUAAGGGAAGCUUUCCAAGUCUUCUCUUCCCAAUACAAAACAUUGCUUAUAUUUAACCUGGCAGAAAGUCUCCCCGGUGGAGAUAUGGUCUUAGAAGCUCUAUCCAGUCGUGUCUCUCGUAUAACCACUGAUGUCCCUUCUGAUGUCGGUUCUGUUCAGUAUAUGAAAUGGCCCUCAAAAUUAUCUCCAGUAUCACUCAAAUUGCUUGAGCAUUUUGGCUUGAAUCUAGAAACUGGGACAAAUAUGGGUGAAGAAAUGACAAUCGUAGGAGAUUUUUGUGUUGGAGAGACGAGUCCAUUGGAGAUAGCUCUGAAACAGUCAAUCCUAGACACAGACAGAGCUGAAGCUGCUCAGGCGACUGUGGAACAAGUGAAAGUAGAAGGAAUUGACACUAACGUUGCAGUUAUGAAGGAGCUAUUGUUACCUUUCAUCAAACUAGGCUUGCAUAUAAAUCUCUUAGCCUAUUGGCAAGAUCCUUAUAAAUCAACGGUGUUCAUGAUCUUGGUCAGCUAUUUGAUUAUCAGUGAGUGGAUCGGUUUCAUACUACCGUCCAUAUUAGUCCUAGUGGCUAUAGUAAUGCUGUGGCAUAAGCAAUUCAACAAAGGGAAAGAACCAAAAGCUGUUCGAGUGAAAGCUCCACCAAGUAAAAACGCAGUGGAGCAGCUACUCGUACUACAAGAUGCAAUUAGCCAGUUCGAGUCGCUAAUCCAAGCUGUUAACGUUGGUCUCCUCAAAAUAAGAGCCAUUAGUCUUGCAAUUCUUCCUCAGGCUACAGAUACAACGGCUAUAUCGCUUGUGGUUGUGGCGGUUAUAUUGGUGGUUGUUCCGGUGAAGUACUUAAUUACGAUUGCGUUUGUAGAGUGGUUCACGAGGGAAACUGGGUGGAGGAAAGCGAGUAGUGACCGGCUAGAGAGGCGGAUAAGAGAGUGGUGGUUUAGGGUACCCGCAGCUCCUGUUCAGCUCAUUAGAGCCGAAGAUAGCAAGAAGAAGAAGAAAUGACACUUUUCAAUUCUGUCUCACACGCACUCUCUCUUUCUAGACAUAUUCUUUUCAUAUUAGAUUUUUUUUGUUCUUUUUUUUUUCCAUUUUAAGUAAGAUUCGGGUUUAUUCAUAAAUAUGAGACGAACAAACUCGUUUCAUCGAAAGUAAAUUGCGUAAAAGUCA